This is a messenger RNA of Alternaria alternata, 672 nucleotides long. RefSeq lists its product as hypothetical. Lineage: Eukaryota; Fungi; Ascomycota; Dothideomycetes; Pleosporales; Pleosporaceae. The record is from RefSeq and is a predicted model, not a curated record. Bases 156 to 512 code for a protein of 118 amino acids. The transcript has a single exon.
GCACCCGGUCUGGCGACUAUGGAAACAACAGCAGGCGGCUGGAACUGUAGCGUGAGUUUCUUUCUUCUAGCUGACAGAUGUUUGACAGGUGUUGCGACACGACGUAGAGUGACGCGGCGCCGUGGCAGCGCAACAAAAAUUGUCCAAAAUGUCAGAUGCGCGCAGUCGUGCAUUUCGCAUACAUGGCACUGCAUCGCCUAGCUUUCUCGAGCACUGAUACAGUUUGCUGCGUGUGGCGCAUACGACCGCAGCUGCUAUGUCAGAUAUCAAAGUGUUGGAUCAUCAUGUUGAGCUUCUGUGUUGCGAAUCCACGCCGCACAUACGCAGUGCCAGCGCUGAUCGGCGAACCUGAUCUUCAGUCAGCAGCGGUCCUGCCCAACCGAAAUACGUUUGAUCGACAGGCACCACAACCGCACCAGCGCAGCGGUCCAGACGAAUAUCCGCCGAACCACGCAACGACACAGCCCAUUGCCGAAAAACACCAAAGCGGACGUUUUGACAGUUCAGGAUAGUGUGACUGGAAAGUUUUGGUUCUCUGGACGUGCUUCGGUGUCUUGGUAGGAAAAAGGGCUGUGUCUUAGGCAAUCUUGUGGCAAUUUUAUUUUUUGCGGCAGCGAAAUUGACAGUUGUUGAGUGAGGGUUUUCGGAGGCGAACCGCUGGUGCUGACAUGU